CGGGGCUAUACGUGCGCGAGAGAGCGUGGGGUCGGCGUCAGACACUAUUGCGUGAGACACCAUUGCGACGGAGACCGAGGCGCGGCGGGUGACUACUUUCUUAAACUUCAUUUCGUUUUUACUAGCAAGAAGAGAGUCCUCUUUCCGUGCCUAGCACAGCCAUGGCUCGUGGUCCCAAGAAGCACCUGAAGCGUGUAGCAGCUCCAAAGCAUUGGAUGCUGGAUAAACUGACCGGGGUAUUUGCUCCUCGUCCAUCUACCGGUCCCCACAAGCUGAGAGAAUGUCUCCCUCUCAUCAUUUUCCUAAGAAACAGACUUAAGUAUGCCCUAACAGGAGAUGAAGUAAAGAAGAUCUGCAUGCAGCGGUUCAUUAAGAUCGAUGGCAAGGUCCGAACCGAUAUAACCUACCCUGCUGGCUUUAUGGAUGUCAUCAGCAUUGAUAAGACAGGAGAGAAUUUCCGUCUGGUCUAUGACACCAAGGGUCGCUUUGCUGUUCAUCGUAUAACACCUGAGGAGGCCAAGUACAAGCUGUGCAAAGUGCGGAAGAUCUUUGUGGGCACCAAGGGAAUCCCUCAUCUGGUGACCCAUGAUGCUCCUACCAUCCGCUACCCUGAUCCCCUCAUCAAGGUGAACGACACCAUUCAGAUUGAUUUGGAAUCUGGCAAAAUUACCGGUUUCAUCAAGUUUGACACAGGUAACCUGUGUAUGAUCACCGGAGGUGCCAACCUGGGAAGAAUUGGUGUGAUCACCAACAGAGAGAAACACCCUGGUUCUUUUGACGUAGUUCAUGUCAAAGAUACCAAUGGCAAUAGCUUUGCCACCCGGCUCUCCAAUAUUUUUGUUAUCGGCAAAGGCAACAAAACAUGGAUUUCCCUUCCCCGUGGAAAGGGUAUUCGCCUCACCAUUGCUGAAGAGAGCGACAAGAGACUGGUGGCCAAACAGUUGGUGAAAUGAGCUGAGGUGACAUGAUUAGAAGAGUGUUUGUACUUAAUUAAAGAUAAUGCAGCA
Messenger RNA from Myotis lucifugus (little brown bat), 1007 nucleotides. Its product is annotated as 40S ribosomal protein S4, X isoform-like. The record is from RefSeq and is a predicted model, not a curated record. The coding region runs from base 162 to 953 and encodes 263 amino acids. The transcript has 2 exons. Lineage: Eukaryota; Metazoa; Chordata; Mammalia; Chiroptera; Vespertilionidae. Gene Ontology annotation, cellular component: ribosome; cytosolic small ribosomal subunit. Gene Ontology annotation, biological process: translation. Gene Ontology annotation, molecular function: RNA binding; structural constituent of ribosome.